Molecule: messenger RNA, 2422 nt
Organism: Varroa destructor (honeybee mite)
Lineage: Eukaryota; Metazoa; Arthropoda; Arachnida; Mesostigmata; Varroidae
Gene: Ostgamma
Product: oligosaccharide transferase gamma subunit
Cellular component (GO): oligosaccharyltransferase complex
Source: RefSeq, a predicted model, not a curated record
GCACCAUAGGGCGCCUUCAAGCACCCCUCAUUGUCCGAAAGACUUCUUGGGCCGUUCACUAUCGGUGAGAUCUGCGUAUACAUAUACAAUGUUGUGCGUCUAUAAAACUCGGUGCCUGUGCAGCUAUUAAAGUGACAGCAGUGAAAACAUGCGGCGGAAUCUGGUGCUCUUGGCCCAGGUGGCCUUUAUGGCAGCCUUCGUGGAAGCCCAACGACGACUUGUCAAAGAGACGCUACCGUUAGGGGAACGGGUUCAGCAGCUGACGGGUAUGAGUGCAAAGCGGGCUGUAAUCCGACUGAACGCCGAACGGUUCAGGACACUGGUAAAGGCUGCUCCGAGAAAUUAUUCUAUAAUAGUUCAGUUCACAGCACUUUCUCCUAUGCGAAGUUGUUCAAUUUGUCGUCAGGCAAAUGAAGAAUUCACCAUCGUUGCAAACUCGUGGAAAUACUCGGGCUCAUUCACCAACAAACUUUUCUUUGCCAUGGUUGACUUCGAUGAGGGCCAAGAGGUGUUCCAGCAAAUGGGAUUCAACUCUGCACCUAUUUUUGUGCAUUUCCCGGAAAAAGGUAAACCGAAAAAAGGAGAUAAUAUGGACAUUCAGCGAGUCGGAUUUCAAGCAGAGGUUUUUGCUAAGUGGAUCCAGGAGAGAACUGAUAUCAAUAUUCGAGUAUUCCGACCGCCGAACUAUUCAGGAAUCAUCGCUCUCUUAAUUCUCAUCUUUCUUGUAGGAGCGCUGCUCUACAUGCAUCGAAAUAAUCUUGAGUUUCUUUACAAUCGUACAUCCUGGGGCCUAUUUGCGUUGUGCAUUGUCUUCGCCAUGAUCUCUGGUCAGAUGUGGAACCACAUUCGGGGCCCACCACUUAUGCAGCGUACCCAGACUGGGAUUAAUUACAUCCAUGGCUCGAGUUCUGGACAAUUUGUGAUGGAAUCGUAUAUUAUUAUGGGUCUGUACGCAUCGGUCGUACUUGGCAUGAUCCUUAUGAACGAGGCUCCGCUUGUACCUGGCGGCGAGUCGAAGAAGAAAACAGCACUCGCCGUGGGCGGUCUCGGCCUAUUUGUGUUCUUCUUUAGUUCGCUAUUGUCAGCCUUCCGUUCGAAGGCUCAUGGCUAUCCGUACAGCUUCCUGUUCAGCUAAGGCAGCCCCAGUGAUCCAUCCGCAUGCCGCGCCCUUGCAUGGCCCACUCGCGCUAAAAAGCCUCUUCCUUCGAUGUGAUGCACAUGAUGAAAGUAACAUGAAUCAACGCACUACUAAUACACACAAAUAAACAAUACAUUCAUAUAUGCAUGUGCUGUUUGUAUGUAUUUUAAAUAAGCCCACUUCAUGAAGCAUACUUCUGUGACGAGAAAACUCUAGAAUGGAAAUGAGAUAAAAAGAAAAAUACGAUAUGCGAUUAGCAUGACAAUUGUAUGACAAUAAUUAAAGUGUCAUAGUUCCCUGCUCUAAAAGAAAAUGUGUAAGAAGGUCGUAUUGAGUAAGGGCUAGGUGUUAUGUACUACUGUUCUUUGAAAAGAAAAUAUCAUUCAUUAUAAAAAGUAUUAAAUAUUUUUAAAAACAUUAUCAAGAAAAGUUUGCCAUAUCCGGCGUAUAACAUGUUGCAAGCAAAAUCAAGACAAAAAAGAGAAAGUUGAAUAGGCGCAGUUAAUAAAAAGUGGUGAGCUGCUUUGCUUUGCAUUAAGGAAUAAACUUCUGUCUACUCCCCUGUCGUCCGUCGUAAUACUGGUGGUGGUCGUAAUACUGGUACGUAAUACACUAUUAUUGCGAGUUAUGACAUGACACAUUGCGAGAUUCGGGGUUUCUCCAGUCGAGCCUAGGCAAAUGCUUGUAAUGACAUCUAAACGGCAGCGAUAAGUGCAGUGAUGGAGUCUAUGCUAUGCUAGGGGGUGCUAUGCGGAUAUCAAAAAAAGAAUUGACUCCUUAACGAUACCUACAAUGCCGAAGUAAUCACUUGUUUCACUUACCGGUUCGAGCACUAUCUCAUUUCAACAAUCAUUUCCUACUAUCGAAACUUGGAGAAAAAUGUGUUUUCCCUAACUAAAAGAAGUGAAAAAUUACCGGGAAUAGUUGUGGGCAGAGAAAUGAUACUUCUGCAAGAAUGGUUGUACAGAAUGAAUAGAAGAAUGUCUGCUAGUUAUGUAACCAGGCGUUAAUAUGCUUAGAAAAUAUAAAAAUGUAUUAAAUUUGUAGAGUUAUUUAUUUUGAAUAAAGAUUGCCGUAGCGCAAAGUCGGAAGAGUGGAAAACAAACAUUUCUCAAUUUUUUCAUGUAACAUUAAUUUCUUUGGCAUAAAUAAUGCAUGUUUUAUUAUGAUGCUUUACAUUUUUCUAAUAUUCGCUUACGUUCAAGAAGCAUGAAGUAUCAAAUUUGUUUAAGUAAAACGCACUCUUUGGGCCUAAGUGUAUUUGCGCAAUUCGCAGUAUUCAUU